AUGAAGCAACACUAUGAUUACUUAACAUUUCCUAUUCAAUGGGAAGAUGUCGCAUUAACUGAGGUCUUUCAGGCGAAGCUGAAUGAUGCGAAGGCAGCGAAGUUAGGCGAUAGAAUACUAACUUAUGAGGGGUUUGGGUCUUUCCAUUCCCCAAACAUUGACGAUCUCAUGCGCUCACUCGACAUUGGGCGCCCGGCACCACCGUCCUUCUUUCCGUCCUUUGCUCGGAAAAUUCUUUCCAACGACGACCUAGAGAGGCUUGGUAUGUUUCAUCCUAAGUCUUUUCCAGACGUAUCAAAGAGGAUUUUGGGCGGAAGGCAAGCCAAGGAUGCCUCAGAGAUGUCUCACCAUGUUACGGAAUACCUUAAGGAAACGGAUUUAUCCAGGAAUAUGAUCAAACACAGUGAAGGGGGAUGCACUGCUUGCCUCCAUGGUGCGUGCGAGGAUGCCAUGUACUCUCUUUGUAUUGACAGCAAUACUCAACAUGCUCAUAGUAACGAUACCAUCUGCGUGUGUCCGAUGGGUCAUGAGUUUCGUGAGAAAUACUUUAGAAUAACACCCAGCAUGACCUUUAUUAAUCAUGGCGCUUUUGGUAGUGCUUUAAGUGGAGCUAUUGCCAUUAAGCACUGGUACGAAGAGGAGAUCGAAAGCGAAGUGGUCGACUUUAUAGAUCGAAAACUUUUUGAGCUCCUUGUUUAUAGCACUUCAUGCAUUGCUCAUUUUGUGCAUGCGGAUCCGAAGCAGCUUGUUAUCGUACAAAAUGCCACAUUUGGCAUGAAUUGCGCGAUGGAGUUGAUUACUGAGGGAGAUGUUGUCGCAUACAUCGAUACCGAGUAUCUGGCCGUAUACAAUAUCUUGCUGCUUCGUUGUCAAGAGGUCGGGGCAGCAUAUCACGAAGUAGCUCUUUCUAAAUACCUCCACAACGAGGAAAUUAUGGGUGAUGAUGAUGCCCUUACAGAGGCAAUCUGUAGUCAACUCCCUCUUGGGUGCACAGUGAUGGUUAUUGAUUAUAUCACCUCUACAACUGCUUUGUGCUUCCCUAUCUUCACUCACGUGAUACCUGCCCUGCGACAGAGAGGUGUCAGCAAAAUUAUUGUUGACGGUGCCCACGCGCCACUUCAGGUUGAUUUAAACUUCCACUCACUCCCACGAGAAUCCCAGCCUAGUGUAUUUACUGCCAACCUUCACAAAUGGUUUUCGUCACCUAAAUCUGUUGGCUUUAUGUGGGUGCGUGAGGAAGACAUAUGCAAGAUUCAGAGCGUUGUGCGCUCGCACGGUGCGACGAGUGGGUUUCAUUCGAAAUUUAUGUGGAUUGGAACUUCUGAUUUUGGCGCGAGUUUGUGCAUUCCUGCAUUGGUUGAUUUUUGGAAAUCUCAAGACUGCAAUCGGAUCCGUCAAUGCUGCACCAACCUCCUCGUUUCUGCCGUGGACAUGCUUACUCGGUCCUUUGGGACUCGCAAAGUAGCACGAAGGUCUUCGUUCAUGUCCCUUAUCGAGCUUCCCGAAGCCUUACAGAGCGAGUUAGCCACUGCCAGGUAUAUCCAAGACUUGCUACAUGAUUUCUAUAAAAUCGAGGUUCCUGUAAAAUGUGUUGAGGGAAGGCUUUAUGUGCGCAUCAGCGCCUUUGUGUACAACACCCCUGAGGAAUACGUCUACCUUCGAGAAUCUAUACUCUCCUUGUCUGACCAGUGGGUCCAGUCCGUGAAGCAUCGUGAACAGGUCUGCUCUUCAAGGUAA
This is a messenger RNA of Phytomonas sp. EM1, 1737 nucleotides long. The record is from the annotation of a GenBank genome assembly. NCBI's taxonomy places the organism in Eukaryota, Euglenozoa, Kinetoplastea, Trypanosomatida, Trypanosomatidae.